Molecule: messenger RNA, 1362 nt
Organism: Cydia strobilella
Lineage: Eukaryota; Metazoa; Arthropoda; Insecta; Lepidoptera; Tortricidae
Product: gastrula zinc finger protein XlCGF7.1-like
Exons: 2
Coding region: 185-1030 (281 amino acids)
Source: RefSeq, a predicted model, not a curated record
CGAAGUCACCGACUGAGUUAUAAAUGUUAUAAUUUCCCGAAAAAUUGUAAUAGUUUUACUUGAAAUACAUUAUUUAUCACUAAAGAAGCAAUCAUUUUAGUGAUAAACAUAUAUUACGGCAAUAUGUGCAAUGUACUAUUCUUGUUUUGAGUGAAUAUUGCAAUUUAUUUUCAUGAAUUAAAUCAUGGAAGAAUAUGUCCCUGUUAGUCACGAACCUCUCGAUGUUUGCACCGUUUUCAUAAAGGAGGAGCAAGACGAGGAUUUGGAGACAGUAGAAACAUUAGAUCAAUAUGAUAUAAAAAUUGAAAGGGAUUAUUUUGUGGACAAUGGAGACGGUGAACCGACUUCUCUUGAUUCAAACCUAAGACCACCAGACUCUCCAAAAACAUACACCUGCGAAAUCUGCACCAAACAGUUCUCCCAAAAACGCUACAUGACCGCGCACCGCCAAAGACAUCCAGAGUUCAAAGACCUAGCCCUCAAACUCCAAGAGGAGAAGCUACGACUCGAGCAAGCCAAGAAACAACAGCAAUUCAUCUGUCUAUACUGUCAGAAGGAGUUCUGCAACCGUUCAACAGUCAACCGUCAUAUGAAAAUUCAUACAGAUGAUAAACCAGUGUCAAAAGACUAUAUUUGUGACAUUUGUCAAAAAGCAUUUGCACAUAAAAGAGAUGUUAGAGUCCAUUUACGUGUACACACGGGGGAGAAACCGUACAAAUGCAACACGUGCAGUAAAAGGUUCUCCCAACUGGCCAGUUUGCAGUAUCAUGCCCAAGGUCAUUCGAAAAUCAAACCAUAUCCAUGCGAUAUGUGCAAUAAGCAGUUCUUAAGGCGCAUCAGUUUAGAACGUCACAAGAAAAUUCAUUCUGGAAUCAGACCCUUCAAAUGCCAGUUGUGUGAAAAAGCUUUCACGCAAAAGCGACAUUUAGUACAGCAUAAUCGGUUACACACAAAAUAUAAGCACAGAAAAGUGGGUUCUAAGUUCGGUCGACGUAAGGGUGCUUUUGCUGUUAACGCUAUUGCCACUUGAAGAUUUGUUUUAGAUAAAGUUUUGUUGUAUUUAAAUAAACCUAAUCAUGAACCCCAUUUGUUCCCGCCGGGCACAGAUGAAAAUAGCCGCUUCAUAUUAAUUAUUCCCAUCGUCAAUCAUUCCUCGCCUCAUGUAUGGCGGCGGUCACGUGGGCCGGGGACAAAUGGGAAUACACCAAAUCAUGGUUAGUCAAUGGAAAUUCCAAAAUGGUCGUCCCAUUCAUACUUACAGCUGCUGAUGUACUUACGUCUUUUACAAAAUGUCAUUAAAAAUAAAACUACAAUCAUUUAACUAAAAUAUUUUUUUUUUAAAUAAAUAAUUAAUUGAAUUAA